This is a messenger RNA of Fulmarus glacialis (Northern fulmar), 756 nucleotides long. RefSeq names its product primase, DNA, polypeptide 2 (58kDa) (gene PRIM2). The annotation marks the transcript as partial. The record is from RefSeq and is a predicted model, not a curated record. NCBI's taxonomy places the organism in Eukaryota, Metazoa, Chordata, Aves, Procellariiformes, Procellariidae. Gene Ontology annotation, cellular component: alpha DNA polymerase:primase complex. Gene Ontology annotation, biological process: DNA replication, synthesis of primer. The transcript has 7 exons.
UACCCUCACAGCCUGCAGUUCUACCUGGAGCCCCCCACGGAAAACAUCUCUCUGGUGGAGUUUGAGAGCUUUGCCAUCGACCGCCUGAAGCUGCUCAAAGUAGUUGAAAACCUUGGUGUGAGCUAUGUAAGAAGUAGUGAUUCAUACAAAACUAAGCUGGAGGCUGAGCUCCGGAAACUUAAGUUUCCUUACAGAGCUUUAGCUGAGGAUGAUUAUGAGGCAAGAAGAAAAGACCAUAUCUCUCAUUUCAUACUUCGCCUUGCUUACUGUCAGUCUGAGGAUCUCAGACGUUGGUUUCUUCAACAAGAAAUGGAUCUCUUGCGAUAUCGUUUCAAUGAACUGACUGACAGUUUAAGGCAGAAAUUCCUGGAACAUGUUAACUUAUCUUUUGAAGCUAUUAGUGAAGACCUGAAAAAUGAAUUGGCAAAUGAGCUGUAUACAUCAACCCCUGGCCUCAGCAUGACUAAAGUAAAAGAACAAAUGUUCUAUAAGGUUGGACUUGCAGAUGCUGUGGAUCUAUUUAGAGCCAGAAGAGUGUUUAUUAAAGACGGCUUUGCAUAUGUGCCACUUAAGGAGAUUGAUGCGAUUGUUUUGAAUAAUUAUAGAACAAAGUUAUCUAAAGCACUGGCGGUAAGAGUCUGCAUUGGACAGCAGUUUGCCUCCACAGUUCCCGCCCUGGUUAACUGCAAUGGCCGUAGGAGUGGACGACGUCUCCCACCUGCUGAAGGUGUUGCAGCGUUCAGUGUGAGCUUCCCU